AUGUUGCCACUUCUUUUUUUUCCUUGUCUCCCCUUUUUUGCCUGUCCUAUCUUUCUUUCCUCGCCUGUCCCAUCUUUCCUUUCCUCUUUCUUUCCCUCGCCUGUCCUAUCUUUCUUUCCCUCAUAUAAUCCUAUCUUUCUUUCCCUCGCCUGUCCUAUCUUUCUUUCCCUCGCCUGUCCUAUCUUUCUUUCCCUCGCCUGUCCUAUCUUUCUUUCCCUCGCCUGUCCUAUCUUUCUUUCCCUCGCCUGUCCUAUCUUUCUUUCCCUCGCCUGUCCUAUCUUUCUUUCCCCUCCCUUUCUUUCCCUCGCCUGUCCCAUCUUUCUUUUCCUCGCCUGUCCUAUCUUUCUUUCCCUCGCCUGUCCCAUCUUUCUUUUCCCUCGCCUGUCCUAUCUUUCUUUCCCUCGCCUGUCCCAUCUUUCUUUCCCUCACCUUCCCAUCUUUUCUUUCCCUCGCCUGUCCUAUCUUUCUUUCCCUCGCCUGUCCUAUCUUUCUUUCCCUCGAGUGUUUUUUUCAAAGAAUCAAAGACAAAUAUAUCUUCAAAUGCCUUUACUUGGCCAGCCAUUCAGUAAUUUUCUGAAAGAAGAGUUCUCGGACAAAGAACGGCAAGUUUUUGUGCGUGGAUUGUGUGAAGGCCUUCAUAAAUUACAUAGCAUAGGAAUAGUACAUGGAGAAAUUGACCCAUCCACAGUGCUAUUAAAAACUAAUAGAACAGUAGCCAUAUGCAUGCCAGACUUCUCAACACCACUGGUAUCCAGGGUACGGAAACGUUACAUGUUACCAAAUGGCUAUUCUUUCUUGGCCCCUGAAUGCCAACAGCAGCAACAACCAACAGUUGACCCUUCCCCAGCCACAGAUGUUUAUCAUCUUGGACUUAUGACUUUGUUGUGGCAUCAACCAGAUGAUAAAGUUUCCAGUCUAUCCCAGUUGUCAGAAGCCAAUUUUCCAACGCCAGUGAAACUUUUUUUGCAACAUUGUCUCCAAGAAGAUCCUAGAAUGCGAGUUUCAGUCAAUCAGUUGCUGGCAUCGGAAUACCUCAACAUCAACCUUGAGUCUGCAACUUCAGUUUUACCAGAAUCAGGAAGCAGUUGCACAAAUCCAAACAACCAACAACAGAAUUGCAUCUCCUCAACUUCAGGAUCUUCUGCAAGUGACAACACAGUUUCACAGUGUGACUCCCCUCUGGCCUCUUUAGCUGGUAGUCACCCCAACAACUACACCUCCAGUAAUGGACCCACCUGCGAAGCAGCUCCCCUCACAUCUAACAGCUCCAUGGUCACUAACCUAUAUGAUAAUUUACAGUCUCCCGUUUCUAAUGUUGUACAGCAGCUGUCCAAAAUGAUGCCACUUUCGGGCCUCUACCCUGGCCUCAGUAGUCUUCAGUUUGAUGACAACCUCCAUGCUAUCUAUGACCAGCCUGCAGACCAAAUAGACAUGCCCUCUUUGGCCUUUCAACCAAUGGACAAACCUGAUGAAAAUGGUGCUCCUGGCCUGCUUACAACCAAUUCAAAUCGCAAAGAAUUUUUUAACAACCAAAUGGGGGACUGCAAUCUGGACACAACACCCCCAUUAACCCCUCUCCAGGCUGACUACUCACAGGCCAGUACAUUUUCAACGUCUGGUGGGGUGACAUGUAGUUUCCCUGCUGCUGUGGGGAAUGGGCUGUGCACAGAUGUUCACUGCAAUGGUGAAAGUGUACCGAUGCAAAAUAGCAGAGAUACAAGCCAGUUGCACUGUACUGAAUCGAUCUCGCCUGCUUCUCCCCUACCCCACAUGGACUCUCCCAAUUCAGGUACAGUGACUGCAAGAGAACACUGUCGAUUGUCUGCCUCUGAUGUCACCCAGAAUCUUCAAUCAACAAUAAACCAGACUUUUUUGUUGAUGUAUGUUCUCUGCCUAAAUUACGAAAAUUCCUUGUUCUCUCUCACAUCACCAGCUGGUUCCUUGUUUCUAACCUACAAACUUUCUUGA
This is a messenger RNA of Acanthosepion pharaonis, 1968 nucleotides long. The record is from the annotation of a GenBank genome assembly. Lineage: Eukaryota; Metazoa; Mollusca; Cephalopoda; Sepiida; Sepiidae.